Molecule: messenger RNA, 999 nt
Organism: Daldinia childiae
Lineage: Eukaryota; Fungi; Ascomycota; Sordariomycetes; Xylariales; Hypoxylaceae
Product: 54S ribosomal protein L22, mitochondrial
Exons: 3
Coding region: 1-999 (332 amino acids)
Biological process (GO): translation; ribosome assembly
Cellular component (GO): mitochondrial large ribosomal subunit; ribosome
Molecular function (GO): structural constituent of ribosome
Source: RefSeq, a predicted model, not a curated record
AUGAGCUUACAUCUGCCGGCAAGGCGGGUAGCCACAGCCGCAGCGCAGGCCACCGCCGGCAAACCCUCAUUACAUCUACAAUAUCUACAACCCAAAACGCAGCGCCGCAAUGCCUGGUUCAACUGGGGCACCCAGCCCAAAGCCAAUUCGCCCUUUGCCCAAGAGAUCUCCCGGCGCGAACGCGAGCAGAUGAUAGCCGAGAAGAAUCUGCAACGAACACAGGGAUCUUCCAUCUUCGACGAGGAGAUCAAGGACACGGAGAGGAUACAAAAGCAGGAGCUCGAGCAACAGCAACCAGGACAGCGGAGAGGGCCCGGAUAUAGUGCCGGUACGAAAGUAAAGGAGCACAUGGAACGAGCUGAGAAUCCCGAUCCCCGAUGGCGCGUGCGCUUCCUCAAGAAGAAGGUGAUGCAGAUGGUGCGGGACGGGGACAAGCCGCUCACGCGGGAGCAGCGCAUACGGCUUACCGAGAAGCAACACACGAGCGCCAGCACGUACCUACCAACUAGCACUAAGAAGUUGAUGUUCCUAUCGCGCCAGAUCGCCGGCAAGACGGUCGACGACGCUAUCACGCAGAUGCGCUUCAGCAAGAAGAAGAUGGCCCGCGAGGUCAAGUGGCAGCUGGAGGAGGCGCGUGACAAAGCCAUCGUAGCUCACGGUAUGGGACUUGGCGCCGCAGACGGCAAGACCCUCGAGAAGCCGCGCAAGAUCCAGACCAAGGACGGCCGCUGGCUCGAGGUCAAUGAUCCGACGACUUUGUACGUCGACCAGUCCUGGGUCACCAAGGGUCCCUGGCGUGGCAUUCGCAUACAGUACCACGCGCGAAGCCGCAUGUCGCAGAUGUGGCGGCCAACAGCUGCCAUCUCCCUCGUUCUAAAGGAGGAGAAGACGAGGAUGCGACUGCACGAUGAGAAGGUAGAGAAGCAGGCGCGGAAACGCCCAUGGGUGCAUCUACCGAACCGGCCAGUUACGGCACAGAGACCUUACUACAGCUGGUAA